Xenopus tropicalis (tropical clawed frog) is the source of this 3437-nucleotide messenger RNA. It is a transcript of the gene clec2a, whose product is annotated as C-type lectin domain family 2 member A. Gene Ontology annotation, molecular function: carbohydrate binding. Gene Ontology annotation, cellular component: plasma membrane. The record is from RefSeq and is a predicted model, not a curated record. Lineage: Eukaryota; Metazoa; Chordata; Amphibia; Anura; Pipidae. The coding region runs from base 66 to 683 and encodes 205 amino acids. The transcript has 5 exons.
UUGACUCACAGACUCACAAGCGGAAAGCCAGUAACAGCUGAGCAGUCAGGAGCCGCCGCGCAGGGAUGGGCGAGGACGUGCGGGUACAGACUGAGGGGCUAAUGCAGCCGGGGGAGAGGCAGAGGGAUACAAAGCGAGAGCUCUGCUCCCAUUGGGUCCUGUUGCCGCUGUUACUCUGCGCAGUUGCGGGUUUGGUGGCUGUGACGGUGGCUCUGGUUAUGGUGCUGAGCAAUAAAGGUGCCUCAGAGCCGAGGGCACAAUCUGAGCGGCGCCGGCGCCCCCCCUGUGAGGAGGACUGGAUCUGGUACCGGGGGAAAUGUUACUAUUUCUCUGAGACGUACGAUGAGUGGAACAACAGCCAGAGCUUCUGUGCCUCCCACAAUGCAUCUCUCUCUCUCAUCGACACCCAGGAGGAACUGGACUUUCUCAGAAGACACAAAGGCUUCCAAGACCAUUGGAUCGGGCUGUACAGAGACGCUGAGCGGCGGGCCUGGGUCUGGGCAAAUGGAUCUUUAUUCAAUAACAUGUUCAGGAUUGAAGGCACCGCCCCCUGCGUGCUGCUUAAUAACCUGCGAGUUGACAGCGCAGCCUGUAAUGGCGACAGAAGGUGGAUCUGUAACAAAAUGGACACAAAUACAUUUAUAGGAGGCGCUGUUGCCCUCAGUAUGAAGGAGAUGCCCUGAUGGGCGGGCCCACAGAUUGUAACAGGCGUAUGGGUGUAGGCGUACCUACCAACAUACCAGGAACAAACUAUAUGCCCGUAACCGCCCAGACUGGCCCCGGCAACAGGAACAUUGGCGCAGGCCCGGUUUAGACCCGACUGACUGGCCUGUUGGGAAAGAAGCAAAGUACCAAGCAAAAGGGGGGCGGGGCUUCCUGCUGAAAGAGAAAGUGAAGAUUAAUUUAUCCUUUAAACCUUGUAUAUGCGUCAUUUUAUAUUAUUAUUAUAUGAUACAGCUCCCUGUGGAUCUGCACUGAGCCCCAAACAAAAUACAAUGGGGGCCCAGCGAGACUCAUUUACACCGGGCACGUUGGUACAUGGGAUAAAGAUCUGUUUCACUAUGAUUGGCCUUGUCCAAAACUGAAUCCCAAAUAUAAGGUUCCCCCAUUUUGGCCCAACUACACGUUAUUAAAGGGGCGGUUCACCUUUAAGUUCACGUUUAGUAUGUUAUAGAAUGGCCGAUUCUGAGCAUGAUGCAGAGACUAAUACUCUGAGAUAAAUUGCAAUUGGUCUUCAUGUUUUAUUACUUGUAGUUUUUUAGUUAUUUAUACUCAGCGGGCAGUUGUAUGGCACGUUCCCUACCCUUCUAUAGGACUGGGCAGUGCCAGGAUCAGAUGAGCAGCCCCCAGUAAUAACAGGACAAGAGGGUGGAGUUGUCGGACGGCAUUUAUUGGCGAUGGCAUUUUGGCACAGGAGGAAUAAGAAAUAAGAUUUCAGAAUAGAAACAUUCGCAUUUUGGCCUGAAAGUCUGUGGCAUGUGGUUGCGCCGGGCAAAUAUCUGUAGCGCAACAUCUCCGUAACCCGGCAACGGAACAGUCUCCUUCAUCAGUUUCCCUCAUAACGUCAGGAUCCGGUUCUCCUGGGGGAUAACCAAAGGGUUAAAGGGGUUAACUUUCAGUGUGAUGUAGAGAGUAAUAUUCUGAGACAAUUUGCAAUUGGUCUUUAUUUUUUAUUAUUUAUAGUUGUUUAGUUAUUUUACUUUUUGUUCGGCAGUUCUUCAGUUUUUAGUUUCAGCAGCUAUCUGGUUGCUAGGGUCCAAAUGAACUUAGCAACCAGGGAGCCAUUUAAAUAAGAAGCUGGUAUAUGAAUAGGAGAGGGCCUGAAUAGAAAAACAAGUUAUAAAAAGUAACAAUAACAAUAAAACUGGAGCCUCACAGAGCAAUAGUUUUUGGCUGCCGGGGUCAGUGACCCCAAAUUUAAAAAGCUGCAGAAAGUUUUAAACUAUUUUCUAAACUAUAAAAUAUGAAGACCAUUUGAAAAGUUGCUUAGAAUAGAGAAUUCUAUAACAUAGUUAAAUUAAAGGUGAACUACCACUUUAAGUGAUUUCCCAGACAUACUAGUAAACGUGGGGCGGAGCUAUGGAAGACAGGGCACCAAGGGCCCCAGCUUAAUGGGAGAAAACACAGUAUCAUUGUGAGACCUUCCAGCUGUUAUUGAAAUACAAUUGCCAGUCGCCAUCAGCAGGUUUUGGCUGUUAGUGUGAUGCAGGGAGUAGUAGUUGGGCAAUAGCCAGAGAGACACUGAUCUAAAUAGAAAUAUAUUUCAUUCAUGACACAUUUUAUUAAUUAUAUUUUCUUACCAGGGGGCCCAGUCACAAUCUGGAGGCCCACAGUAAAUACACCAUUGGACUCUGACAGGCCGGUAAAUACAGGUUGAAGGGAUGAGGGUUCCCCCUAGUGGCCAAGGCUGCAUUAACAUGCUUUUUGCUACCAAUAGAAAUGCACAGAGCUUUCAGCCAACCUGCUUUUCUGGGGAGAUACCUGUAGUCCAAGUAUGGGCAGAGCUGAGGGGGAAAGGGUUGUGUCACUCCAGGAAUGUGGCCAAAAACCUCGUAGAAAUCACCCCCACAAGGUGGGCUCUUGUGUGUGAAAACCCCACCACCAACUUCCCAUCAUGUCUAAAAUCUGACCAACUGUCUGACAUGUGGAAGAGAGCUGCCCAGGGGCAGAAAGUGCACAGAUCAGUGGCUGGUAUGUACUAGGGGUAAAGAGGAUUUACAAAUCCAGGGCAAAGUAUCAUUGGGCCCAAGUUUGAUCCUGGGAGGACUUAAGGUAGCCACACACUGGAAGAUUUGCUCGUAGGGUGAGGUUGCUACUUAAUUCAAUCGUUUGGCCCUAGGACCACAUAAUCAAAAUACAGUGUUGGGCAUAGGUGCCGUCGGAUCAGGAUCUCUUCAAUGAGUUGAUCACCAAUUCGCCGGGUAGGCCCAUCGGGGGUGCCCAUACACGGGCAGAUAAGCUGCUGAAUCUCUCUGAAGGACCCAGAUGGGCAGCUAAAAUCUGCCCCUGUGUGGCCACCUUUACUUAUGGGCAAUUUCAGCACCAACUAUUGUUGAACCAGAUGUCAACAUAGACAGUAUGGCAGAACUUGCUUCCAUGGAUAUAUUCUGAGGGUACAUUUCCAUUCAGUACAACUAACUGUUUGGGGUGAAGACACACGGGGCAAUUAGUUGCCACAACCUUUUAAAAAGUCGCCGUGACUAAUCGGCAUUUGAGCUAAUGGCACGAGAUUGGUCACGUGUCUUUGUAGCCUCCCACAACUUUGACCCAACAGUCCAUUUUCCCUACUGGCCUUCGGCCGCUAGAUGGAGGCACACCAUGUAAAAGUAUUCACACGUCCCAUUACCUGAGGGCGCUAUGCAGAGCACGAAUGUUUGAGCUCGGCAACUCCAUUGUCACCUAAGAUAGAGGAGAAAAAAACAUAGUGUAAAAAAACU